Molecule: messenger RNA, 2763 nt
Organism: Cynoglossus semilaevis (tongue sole)
Lineage: Eukaryota; Metazoa; Chordata; Actinopteri; Pleuronectiformes; Cynoglossidae
Gene: tmem240a
Product: transmembrane protein 240a
Exons: 4
Coding region: 1064-1591 (175 amino acids)
Source: RefSeq, a predicted model, not a curated record
AAUCAGGGUUAAGGGAUAUUUUCGAUGAAGAGUUCGAACCAGAAUAGCCGGUUAGGCCUCUGAACCCAGAGCAGGUUGGAUCCUCAUGGAGAGCGCCGUAGUCUCUGCUCCAGUGUAUCUGCAGGUCUUCACUAUAAAUAACAAGCCAGUAGCCCUGUCCACUCUCACUCUCCAUCUCUCUCACUCACACUUUCUCUAUCUCUCACACGCGUGUGCGCGCUCAGACACGCGCAUAUGUACCACGGGUGGGAGUGGGAGCUCGUGUAGCUGCUGGAAGCCAGCAGGAUGGGAUAAUCACGCGUGCCUGGGUUUCGGGCGUUCGUUGAUGCAGCUGCCGUUGCUGUGCCUGACUCGGUUAGGGUGCUAGGGUGGGUCUAGUUCCGAAUACCGGAGCAAUCUGGACCUCAUGUCGAUGUUAUCAGGUGUACCGAGAAAGGCGAGGGCGACGGCCGUGAGAGGAGUUGCUGCAGCUCUCUGAAACGUCCAGGCGAGAAACCAUCGACCGUUUCUGCCGAUGGAGGACAGAAUUGGCCGGUAGAGCUAAAGCGCAGCGCCGGUGUGGAAUAACUUAAGGAUACGGAGGCAGCAUCUUUUAGUUUUUGGAGGAUUGGAAAAAGGGAUGCUCGUGUCGUGUCUUAUCUUCUUCAUGGGUUUCUAACGCGGGAUAGAUGCUAAAAGGCGCUUGGAGGUACGGAUCACUUUUGCAUCGGUAAUUAGGAGAAGACUGCCUCCUUGGAACCAGCGACAGCCGCAUCCGAUACAGCGUGGGGUGGGUGGGGGGACCCUUGGAUGGAGAGGGCGCAGUAAGGGCUGGCAGUGAACGGCUGGACGAGUGCAAGAGGGCGGACGGGAGAGGUGGGGAGAGACCGGGCAGCGUGAAAGCAAGCACGGGGAGCCAGGAGCGGCCGGGCGGCUCCAUGAGCUGCUGCUGCCGGGACAGAGCGCCCAGAGCCCUGCAGCCUUUUACCCACCGCCGCGGGUGAAAAAGAUCAUUAAAAAAAAUAAAACCAAAAACGCACAAACCCGUGCUACAGGACGGCUGCCAGUUUGGAAGCAAGUUUUGAUGCAUAUGAUCACAACCACCAUGAUUUUUAUGAUUCUUGGUGCUUCAGUUGUAAUGGCGAUAGCCUGUUUAAUGGACAUGAACGCACUACUGGAUCGCUUUCACAACUACAUCUUACCGCAUCUCAGAGGGGAGGACCGCGUCUGUCACUGCAACUGUGGGAGACAUCACGUCCACUAUGUAAUCCCGUACGAUGGGGACCAUUCAUUGGUGGACUCGUCAGAGAACUACUUUGUGAGUGACAGUGUGACCAAGCAGGAGAUGGACUUGAUGCUAGGGCUGCUGCUGGGUUUCUGCAUCAGUUGGCUGCUGCUGUGGCUGGACGGAGUCCUACACUGUGCCGUCAGGGCCUGGAGGGCGAGUCGCUACUACGAUACCCCGUCCUGGUCAUGGCUCCCCCAGUUCUGCAACCUACGAGACCUACGUCGCCGAGCCCAGCUCCGACAACUGGAGGACUCCAGUGGCAACAUGGUCCACAUCAAGCAGAAGCUCUACCACAAUGGCCACCCAAGUCCCCGCCACCUCUGACUCUAAAAAACUAAAAUAAAGAAAAAAAAAUCCCCUUUCACAAAAAACACAUUGUCCUUUGGCUUUUCUUAUCUUCCUAAAAAGGCCAACGAUUGCCUCAGACGUCCUGGAAACUGCCCUUCUUCUCUUCAUAUCUCGGCCCUCUGAACCUCCCCCAUGACAGGCCUUUCUCACGACAAAAACCUGGAGCACUAAAAAAUGAGAAACAAAAAGCAAAAUGGAGCAAGAUGAUGAUGAUGAGUAUUUGUUGCUACUGAAAUCUUGUCUUUUGUCCAUGUCCAGCAUUGUGGGAGAAUGACGGAGGGAAAAAAAAAAACAUUUUUAAGGGUGUUUUCUGUAUAGAGACAUUUUCUGUGUUCAUUGUUAAACUUGGCAUGCUCUUUUAGAACAGGGUAAGAUGUGGGCUGUGUAUGGAACCGGGUGGCAAGAUAGGUGUCCUGAUAUUUUUCUCUGACUGGGUGGGAGAGGGACUUUGUUGGGGUGGGGACGGGGUGACUGAGUCUCAGAGGACAGGUGGGUUUUUGUGAUAGUUAGAUCGCUGCUUCUGUACAUAGUUAUAAAUAAUGGGCAAAUGAGAUUGGACAGUGUUUGAGGGUGGAGGGGUGUGUGGGGGGAGGGGGGUUGACUAGGGCAUGAUCAAUAGGGAAACUAAUGAUGGAGUGAGUGGGCAGAGAUUAUAGACGCAAGACAGGAGGAUGAGUCUGUCUGCAAAAACUGGAUGUGAAACCAUGUGAUUUCUGCUAAAACACAGAUUAAUUAGCUUUGUUACUUAGUGAAUUACCUGAAUGUAUUUAUUUUUUCUGUAAAUAUGUGAGGAGUGAGGGGAGCGUGUACAGUUGUGGUCAGGGUUCUCUACGCUGCAUUAUCACGCUAUAGAAGACACACAAGAAAGAGAGAGAGAAAUGAACGCCAGCCAAGAUGAGUCAGUACAACAUACACACGUACACGUACACACACAGGCACACACACAGAUGCCCCGUCUUUACCCACACUGAGCUCAGCAGCACAGUUCAAUUUUCUUUGUCCAAUUCCCUCUCACUCAUCAGGAGCCAACCAGCCUAUCAGCAGAGGGAACCCUCACCCGGCCCCCCCUCGCCCUCUCUGUCCAGACAUUGCUGUUGUGAGGAUGAAAUGUCUGUUUUAUUAAAAGUGCCAUUGAAGCACAACAGUGA